Molecule: messenger RNA, 3545 nt
Organism: Alternaria rosae
Lineage: Eukaryota; Fungi; Ascomycota; Dothideomycetes; Pleosporales; Pleosporaceae
Exons: 1
Coding region: 331-3087 (918 amino acids)
Biological process (GO): fungal-type cell wall biogenesis; transmembrane transport
Source: RefSeq, a predicted model, not a curated record
GUGCUCGCCUGGUGGCUAGUGGCUCUUGCUUCAUUGCACCUGCCAGCACCCGCCAGACCAUACUUGCGUGGUUCAGCUCACACUCACCACUCUGUCUGCACUCUUCAACUCUCUCUCGCUGCUGUUGCCUAGGCAUCUGCGAUGCUGCGUCUGGUCGCCGCACUACAAAUCUACACCCCGACAUCCUGAUCCGACUAUCCUCGCUCGCCCCAACAUUCGUUUUCCGUGUCGCGGUCAAUCACGAUCUCCCGUCGGUCUACCGACGCCUCGAACCAUACGUAUACAAACGACGACAAGCACUCGAGAUCCGUUCUCACACGUCCGGGCGAAAUGUACCUAAGAGGGUGCGGUCAAGUUUUGUUGGCAGCCGGCCUGCUACUGCUCCCUCUGGUCGGCUCCGUCAGCGUAGACGAUGACGGUACAUGGGUGGUCGGAAUCAUCGAUGGUGACAAAUGGCAAGUCAGAGACGACAGAAAACCAUCUCUCUACACUGCCGACUAUGGCGACUGCCUAGGCAAGAGCGCAAUCAAUGUCACGCGAUUCGACGCUGCCUACUACAAAGACAACAUGACGAUCAUUUUCCACCUGGAAGGUGAGACUGGGCUACGAAGAGAGGACAUAAUGAUGAACAUCGGCGUUUAUGCGUACGGCGAGAGUCGAUUCGACCUGACCUUCAACCCUUGCGACGCCAACAUACUCAGCGCUUGUCCCGUCAAAGCCGGCGUUCCCAUCGAGGCGGCGGGCAUCAUACCGAUCAAUCAAGACGACGUCGCAGGGAUUCCAGAAAUCGCGCUGAGCAUCCCCGACUUCGAAGGCCAGGCGAUCCUGCGGUUGUUUUCAAACUCCACACAGAACGAAAUCGGCUGUUUUGCGGCACAGAUUACCAAUGGCUUCACCUUUCAGCAGAAAAGCUCAGUGGGCUCAACGCUAGGAUUCUUCACUCUCAUAGCCGUCGUUUCCUCUUUUGUUACAGCCGCCUACGGAUCCAACAUCGUCGACAUGCGCAAGCAUUACGCCCAUUCGCUGUCAGUGUCUGUGGUCUUCGCGGUAUGGCACCACAUCUUCUACAGCGGGGCGCUCUCAGUGAACUGGCCCAGCGUCCUCGUGGCCUUCUGGAGCAACUAUGCCUGGGCUGGGGGUAUGAUCUACUCUGAGCCAAUGCAGAACACGAUCAACGAUUUCAUUGGCUCGAACAAAGGAAACACGUCGCAUGUCGGCGCCGCAGGUACGGGCGAAAGCAAUCCUCAUCUUGGAGGAGGGGUCGACAUCCACCAGAUAUACAAACGAAGCGCUCUUUCUCGAGAUCUGAAUCUCCAAUCUGCCCUAGCCAAGCGCCAUCUCGUCGACGUGAAUAGCGGAUUCAAAUAUUACGGACUGCCCGUAAAGCCUGGACUGCCACUUCCGGGCAACUAUUCUGGAUUCGCUGGUACCCUUGCGACGGAACACAUCCCAGCAAGCAACGCUUUCAUGACCGGACUGCUCUGGUUCUUGGUCUUGAUUACAUGCGGUGUUGUCUCUGUGCUCUCCCUGAAAGCUGUCCUCGAAGGCUUGAGUAGCAUACGUGUUGUCAAAAAGGACCGCCUAGCCUUUUUCCGAACGCACUACCUUACCUUCGCUCUAUCGACUGUCCUGCGAACGAUUUUCAUCGGGUUUUACAUGUUGACAUUUCUGGCCAUGUUUCAGUUCUCCUACCUAGCUCUUUCAGGUCCUGUUGCGGUCGCAUGUGUAGCCUUUUUCGCCGUAGUAUUCGGCAUAGGCAGUAUCGCCGCCUAUGCUUGUUUCUCCAGACUUCGGAUCGGCAAGUAUGCCUCUGAACCCGACUGCUUGAACAUAGCCAAACGACGCUUGUACAAGCUCAUUCCGUGGUUCAGUAUUUCGAGGAAUAGCAAAGUGCCGCGCUCCGAAGAUGAGGUUUACAUCGGUUCAAUUCCUUGGUGGACGAUACACGCCACGGCGGAUACCACGUCAAUCCAUGACGACGAGCAGUACACGACAAGGUUUGGUUGGCUCGCCUCCCGCUAUAGGAGAACUCGUUGGUGGUUCUUCGUCGUCUGGCUGUUCUACGAAUUCGUUCGAGCAUGCUUCCUUGCUGGCGCAUCUACACAGCCCUUGGCCCAGGUGUUCGGUCUGCUCGCUGUUGAGAUUGUCGCUUUUAUCGCCUUCAUCAUCCUUCGACCUUUCGAGGGACAGCGCCUGAACGUUUUGGCCGUGUAUCUUCUCGGCUUUAGCAAGAUUACUACUACAGGUCUUUCGGCAGCCUUUGAUACACGGUUUGAUAUCGCUCGCAUCCCUACAACCGUUAUUGGCAUCAUCAUAAUCAUCAUCCAAGGUCUCCUGACGGUCGCUGUGAUGGUUCUGAUCCUGAUCGGCGCUGUCUCAAGCUACAUGUCCAUCCUGCGGAACCGCGGACGAAUGGCGCCGUUGAGCUGGAACCCGCUGCGCGAAAAUUACUUUGCGCAUCUCAAUUUUGCAGUGCAGGAUAUUCCUCGAUCGCGACCGCGUGCGAUAUCGAUGCACUCGAUGCCAGAAUUGCCGAAGACACCAUACUUUGAAGUAAAGAAUGUGAAGCGGAUGGCCAAAGUUGAGGAUGAAGAUGAUGAAUUCAUGCGAGAGAUUGACAGCGAUCAUGCGACGUCCGAACUAUUACUUCCUACGCAAACUAGCGAUGGUACCACAGACCGGCCCAACCAACGCAACAGGAGUGAAACUCUCCAGUCGCAAGCAUCUUACUCCAGUCUACCCAAGGCGGCUCGCCUGCAUCGUCCCAAUUGGAGCAGACACGGAUACAGCGAUUCAGUUAGUACGGGACGCCGCAGGGCUUUGGGCGAAGCUCAUACGAAGACUCCCAAGCAGAGUCACGAGACAAUCGACAUGUAUCCAAGCCCACUUGGCAUCCAUGCUGAGGGACGCAUUACUCCAGCUUUUUCUUCUUCGGCACUUUGGAACGAAGACCAUUUCGACACCCCAGACAAGCGAGCAGCAAGCCGACUGGAAUCAGUCUCACGAUCGAGCUCGAGGCCCAAACUGGAGACUAGGAUCACCGAAGAGAACAUACCUCCCAUUCCGAAGCAUCGCAAUGCAAACUGAUUUCAGGAUCAUACGGAGCAGCCAUACCACCAACAUCAGCAGCAGCAGAGACCUAUAAGCCGAGUCUAUCCUCACGCAACAGCUUUCGAUCAGCCUACCACAGUAUGAUACGACGGAAUGGAAAGAGCUCAGCAGCUUUGCCAUUCGACGAAUUCCCGUGAAACAUCGCUCUGGCACAUCUGCAUUGGACUUUCAACACAGCAUCAGCAAUGAAUACCCAUGAUUCUUUGACAACAACCCAUAUACCCACAGUACCAAGCAGACGACAUUUCGUUUUCCUUUUUCUUCAGCAGCAUGACGUUAGCAGUAUCUGCAUGGCUUCGCAACGGGAGAAAGACCAUCUCAGCGCUCGAUUUAGGAUGUUGGAUACGGCAUGUUUACGAAGUGUAUGAAUAACGAACAAAGCCGGAUAGUAGCUAGACGGAGGCAGGAGUGGCAAUGCGCAUAAUAGAACAACG